UAUCGACGUUACACUGUCAUCGUUGAAACUACCUUUUUCAACAUCUUCAUCGUGCAGGCAUCACAUCGGAGCUUGACAUCCACUUAGUAUCGACCUGUCGUCAUGAUGGUCCCCCGGGAAUCGCAAAACCUAAUCGAUUUCAACCGUUAUGUGAUGAAUGACAUCCCGAUCCGCCUCAUACGACUAUCAGACAUGAAGAUUGGCGGGCGUAAUGAUGUGAAGAAGCACUUCCGGAACUCUGUGCCAGAUGGGCUCUACGAUCCCGCCAACCAUGUCAAGUACGCUAUUCUGUCUCACAGAUGGCUGGAUGAGGGAGAGCCACCCUUCUACCACGCAUCUUCACGCGGGAUCAAAGCAUUUCUGAAUGAGUGGCCGGUGCCUAUCCUCAUUUAUGUGAAGUGUCACCAUGUCAAUCUCGCCGAAGACCUUUUGCCAAGCGUGUGGAGAAUAUGCUUUUUCGAUAUCUUCCCUUCCUGCGAGUACCCUUGGGACCUUUUCAAGCUGCCAAUGGCUAUCACCCGUUGACGGACUCCACCGACUCAUAAAUGUUGGACUCCCGAACUUCCGCCUUCGAGGAAGCCAAUUCGGACACAGCUCAUACAAGCUCAUAUCUGAACUAUCGAGGGUGGGUUUGAUGAACAACCGCGUGCCUUUUCAGGUGCACGAGCAACACUGAUAGACGGUGAACAAAGCAAACAAUUGAACACCGGUUCGAUUCCAUGCGGGGGAUCAAUAAAUUUUAGUAUUUACACUGAAGCCAGAACUUCAUCGUAGAAGUCGGACGAUGAGACUCGCUAUACAAA
Suillus clintonianus is the source of this 803-nucleotide messenger RNA. RefSeq lists its product as uncharacterized. The coding region runs from base 103 to 525 and encodes 140 amino acids. The transcript has 2 exons. The record is from RefSeq and is a predicted model, not a curated record. NCBI's taxonomy places the organism in Eukaryota, Fungi, Basidiomycota, Agaricomycetes, Boletales, Suillaceae.